ACCAUAAAGUCCACCUACCUACCUAAAUUAAGUAAGUACAACAACCCACAAGAGUCCUCACGUUGCACGGCUCAAUGUAAGAUUCUGCGUUAGUGGAUUUACUGCGCCUGCUGUUGUUUCUUACUUGGUCAGCCCGUCUGCUAUGUGAAGGAUGUUGAUGCUGGGAUGUCUACUGCUGAUUCUGAGCUCUUUCAGUGGGUCACUUUGUCUAUUUUCUGCCAACCUGCCCUCAGAGGUGAAAGCUCUAAAUGGCUCCUGCCUGUUGAUUCCUUGUACCUUCAAUUCCACUGUGUUGAUCUCACAGCCCGUUGUUGUCUGGAGAAUAAAUGAAUCAUCUGGUGUGGAAGUCUUUAAUGGGAGCCAACCAUUAGCUAACUGGAGAAACCUUAGCAUCAGUGUUAUUGGAGUCCUGACACAGAGGAACUGCACGAUGUUCAUGGCAAAUAUCACAUUUCAGCACCAAGGAUUGUUUUAUUUGAGCAUUGAAGACAAUGGAAAUCACCAGAGAUACAACGCCACUAAUCCAGUUAGAAUUUCUGUAACAGACAGACCGACGCUGACCCAAUGGAAUACAAUAAGGGAGAACUCAACGGGCAUUCUGACCUGCAAGGCUCCAUUGAUGUGUAGCUAUCAGCCUCCAACUCUGAUGUGGAGCAACACACUGAACGGGACGUUACAUCAAUACGUGGAACCUGGAACGAAAUCAGUCAUUUCAAACCUGUCUUUCACGGCUCUGUAUGUGUACGACGAGAUGAACGUCACCUGCACGCUGCAGUACUUGGUGGGAGCUGAUAACCGAAGCGCUGGGCAGAGCCUGACACUUAGCGUCCACUAUCAUCCAAGGGGCACCACGGCUUCAAUUAAUCCUUCUGGUAAAAUACUGCUGGCCAUGUCUGUGACACUGACCUGCACCUCCAGGGCAAACCCGGCCAGCAACUACACCUGGUAUAAAGUGAACGGGACCACCGUCUCCACGUUAGGCUCUGAGCAGAAUCUGACCUUGCCAGCGGUGACUCUGCAGGCCCGAGGGGUCUUCUUCUGCCAGGGGAGCAAUUAUUUGGGCAAAGAGAACUCCUCAGCUGUCACUCUGGAGGUGGAUUGUCUCCCCAUUAACGACACGCCAGCUCCAUACAUCAUCAUUGGAAUUGAAGCCAUCCUGAUAGCAGCGCUCACAAGUAUCCUCGUCUAUACGUUGACAAGGUGCUCAGCACUGAGGGCAGCUGGUGACACAGAUGUCCUGAAGCCCCCUUAUCUGCACAAGGUCAUCUUCAGAAAUGACAAGAUGGCCGGAGUAGUCGUCGUUGGACUUCUGAUGUUACGGCUUCUACAAGCUGCACUUUGUGAAGACCCCUCGAUUUCACUGCCCAGGGAUAUUGAAGCUCUGGAUGGCUCCUGUGUCUUCAUUCCGUGUUCAUUUAAAGAAGACCAUCAAUGUUGUACAAAUCAGAUUGGAGUGUGGAUAAGUAACGAUCCAUGGAAAGGAAAUGAGGUGUUCAGAAAAGACACUUCAAGUGACACCUGGAAAAAUGUCAGGGUGACAAUCGGUGAUGUGAAUGUGAGAAACUGCAGCACACAGCUGGACAGAGUUGGACCUCAGCAAGAAGGGACGUAUUACUUUAGGACUGAAGGAAAGUUAAAAAAAACAUUUAAUAAAAACGCUGUUAGCAUUAAAGUCACAGAUAAGCCACUGAUCACUCCAGUUGUCCCAGUAGUGGAGGGCACAGCCACCAGUCUGACCUGCUCUGCCCCAUCUUCUUGUCCCAGUGACCCCCCAGUUCUGACCUGGAGUGACACACUGAAUGGGGCAAAAACUGAGGAGUCCAAGGGGGAAAAGGGAGCCAAAGUCACUUCUGUCCUGCGUUUUACUGCGUCACACGUCCACCACAGCAAGACGGUCACCUGCACAGCGAGCAGCCGAGGACAACGCUGGACCAACACGGUCACUCUGAAUGUCACUUAUUCUCCAAAAAACACCAUAAUUACAGGCCUUCUUAUCCAGAACAUACCAGAGGGGGGCGCUGUGACUCUGAGCUGCACCUCCAAUGCAAACCCCCCCAGCAGCUACGGGUGGUAUCAUCAGAGAGGAUCGUCUAUGACCAGGAGAGCAUCUGGACAGGAGCUGACCAUCAGAAAAGUGACCCUCAGUGAUGGUGGGCUCUACUACUGUGAGAUGAAGAACCAACAUGGAGGGAAAAACUCGACAGCAGUGACCCUCAAUGUCCAAUAUUCUCCAAGAAACACCUCCAUAUCUGGUCAUCCUGUUCACAACAUACCAGAGGGGGGCGCUGUGACUCUGAGCUGCACCUCCAAUGCAAACCCCCCCAGCAGCUACAGCUGGUAUCAUCAGAGGGGAUCAUCUGUGACCAGGAGAGGCUCUGGACAGGAGCUGACCAUCACAAAAGUGACCCUCGGUGAUGGUGGGCUCUACUACUGUGAGGCGAAGAACCAACAUGGAGGGGAGAACUCGACUGCCGUGACUGUCAAUGUGCAAUCUGCACCUUUCUCCACUGUUCAUCUCGUGAGUCUCGGCCUCGGGUCGGCUCUGCUGCUGCUUCUUCUCCUGGUCUGGUGUUUUAACAAGAAAGUAAAAAUGAACAAGAGAGCCAAACAAGGACAAGAAGAACCAGAUGGGAGCCAACAGAAUUCCUGUACAGAGACUGACCAAAGAGGAGCAGGAAGGACUGAAAUUGAACUUGCCAGCCCUGAAGAACAUGGCGUUCUUUACACUUCUAUUAACUUCACUAAAAAGAAAAAGAAACAGAAACAAGAGAGUGAUGAUGUGUAUUGUAACACAUCCACAAACCGUUCAAACAACGAUAUCAUAUACGCUACUGUUAAACGUUAAACACAAUGGAGAAGCUCUGCAGUGUAAGUUUAGAAUAAUGUUUUAAAAUCAGUUACUUAACACCAAAUAUGGCAACCAACAACAAAUGUUAAAGCUGAACAUCCCACAUAUUUGGCCAUCAAGAGUCUUCUUAAUUGAAACACAAAAUGUCUGAACUCCUAUGUACUCCUCCCAUUGUCCAUUGUGUCCAGCAGGGCACCCAGGCUCCAUGGAGAGUAUUCUUGUAGACCUCCAGCCAUACUACGGUAGAUGUAUACUCUCCCCUGUAAUCACAUUUGAGGCAUUAAGACAAGAAAUUAUGGCACUAAAUAAACUUAAACUAUAAACCUGCCUUUAAAGGAAGCUAUCACUCUCAUCCACACAUGAUCAGCUGAAGGAAGCCCAUAGGAAAAUAUGAAGUCAAGUCAAUAAUUAUCUUUGUUGGUUCAUCAGAAUCUCGGUAUGGACUUGCUCAAUCUUGUCGUUGGUAGUGGAUGUGAACAAGUGUACCGCUCUUUCUUCAUGCUUAAUGUUUGUCUGGCCAUUUCUGAGCUUCUUAAUCCAUUCACAAACACUCCACCAUGGUAAAACACUGUCUUCAUAUUGAAGACUUAAGCAUACCUUAAGUUCAUAAAAGGAGGAUUUCUGCUUACUGCUCUGCCUUUGGUGGAAACAGAGAGCAGAGUGACCCUUUGUACAAACUGACUGAUCAAGAUCACAGACACACUGUGUUUCCACAUCUGCUCAGGAAAGCUACACAGCCAACCAAAACAAACCUAUCACAAAAGUGUGCGUAAUCGUUGACUUACCUUUGUACAUUUGACUUAAAGGUCUUCAGUGGGAUCUUCAGCUAUUUUACGUCCAUCUUGAGGGGAGAUGGAGUGAUCUUCCAAAGAGAUGGACGUCAGGGAAUGCCUUCUAUUUGUCCAUACUUUCUGAUUCAUUAGAUUAUUUCACUUAUGUUAUACACUUAAAGCUGACCCUUGUUGCAUUUUACACUAACAAGUAGACCAUUACAA
Erpetoichthys calabaricus (reedfish) is the source of this 3843-nucleotide messenger RNA. Its product is annotated as sialic acid-binding Ig-like lectin 5. The transcript has 15 exons. Gene Ontology annotation, cellular component: membrane. Lineage: Eukaryota; Metazoa; Chordata; Cladistia; Polypteriformes; Polypteridae. Gene Ontology annotation, biological process: cell-cell adhesion. The record is from RefSeq and is a predicted model, not a curated record. Bases 152 to 2845 code for a protein of 897 amino acids.